AUGGCAAAUAACGAUAUCCCCCUGGGACUGUUACUAUGGCAAAAGCUUCGUAAUCUCAAUAUUCGAAACGUCAUGGGCGUGCCUGGUGAUAUGAACCUUGAGUUACUUGAUUACAUCAACGAAGUUGAAGGCCUAAACUGGGUUGGAAAUGCAAACGAGCUCAAUGCCGCCUAUGCUGCAGAUGGAUAUUGCAGAGUGAGCGGGGUUCCAGGCGUUGUGGUGACAACAAUGGGGGUCGGCGAAUUGAGCGCCCUCAAUGGCAUCGCUGGGGCGUACACGGAACAGGUCAAAGUGAUACACAUUGUAGGGACGACGCCCCUUGCCGCCCAUGAAAAGCACCUGAUGAUACACCACUGCUUGGGGCCUUCUCCGGAUCAUAAGGUUUAUGAGAAAACCUCGCAGCACGUCCGGACAGCCCAUUGUUGGCUGGACAAUCCUGCUACGGCGGCCCGCGAGAUCGAUAGGGUCGUGCAUGAGUGCUACGCAAAGUCAUUACCAGUUUACAUCUUUUUUCCUGUCGAUAUGGUUGAUCGAAAAGUUCCUGCCCCGUCACCAUCUCAACUGGAUUUGGCACCUUUCACAGACAAGUUGAGCCAAAAGGCUGCAAUCUCGGCCACGCUAAACUUGCUCUACAAAGCAAAAUCGCCGGCAGUGAUUGUUGAUGCGUUGACGGCGCGCCAUCGUGGAAAGGACGUUACUCGCAAGCUUGUGGAUCUCCUGCAGUUUCCCACCUACUCGACUUCGAUGGGGAAAAGUAUCAUCGAUGAAACAGAGUCAUAUUUUUGCGGUAUCUACAAUGGACAGGUUUCGGUUCCUGAAGUGUGUGAGGUCCUCGAGCAGAAGAGCGAUCUCGUCCUCGACCUUGGACCUAUACUAGCAGAUUCCAAUACCGGUGGCCACAGUCGGAAAAUUGCAGAGCACCAGAUUAUCGCAGUUCACCCUCAUCACGUCACCAUUGAGUGUGUCGUUUAUCCCAACAUCGGUCUUGUAUCCUUUCUGUCGACUCUCCUGGAAACGAUUGAGAAAUUCAGGCUGCCGCACGUUGCUUCACCCGGGAGAGCGCCGCUACCUGCGGCCAAAGACGUCGACUCGAAGCUGAUCACCCAGUCGUGGAUAUGGACGCGCUUGGGCGAGUUUUGCAGGCCUGGAGACGUUGUCAUAGCAGAAUCCGGCACCGCCCAAUUUGGCUUCCCAGACGCCAAUCUACCAGAGGAUAUUACGUACAUAACGCAAGUUUACUAUGGAAGUAUUGGAUACUCCGUUCCAGCUACUCUGGGGGCCGCCGUGGCUCUUAGGGAGCUGAACCGCGAAGGAAGAGUGAUUCUAGUGGUUGGCGAUGGAAGUCUGCAGUUGACGGUGCAGGAGAUUGGAACCAUGGUAAAGCUCGGUUUCAAGAACAUUAUCAUCGUGGUGAUUAACAACAAUGGUUAUACCAUCGAGAGGGCCAUACACGGCCCCGAAGAAGCAUAUAAUGACAUAGCGGCAUGGAAUCACCAGGCCAUGCUGGAAUUCUUCGGAGCCAAAAAUGCCCGAGCUUCCACUCGUGAAGCACGUACCAAGAAGGAAUUGGAUGAGGUGCUGGGCCUCCCAGAGUAUCAGCACCCAAGUGGUAUCCAGGUACUUGAGGUUUUCAUGGAGCAGAUGGAUGUGCCGUGGAGACUGGCAACGCAGAUUGACCUCAUUAACAAACGAAACGCGGCGACCCGAAAGAGGCAGGAUGACCAGUCGGCAUAG
Molecule: messenger RNA, 1734 nt
Organism: Fonsecaea multimorphosa CBS 102226
Lineage: Eukaryota; Fungi; Ascomycota; Eurotiomycetes; Chaetothyriales; Herpotrichiellaceae
Exons: 10
Coding region: 1-1734 (577 amino acids)
Molecular function (GO): carboxy-lyase activity; thiamine pyrophosphate binding; magnesium ion binding
Source: RefSeq, a predicted model, not a curated record